CACCCACUACACGCUUACUAAUACCUUCUAGAAGCCGUCUUCAUGCUUCAGGGCUCCCUUUCAACCUACUUCCUCACCGCUUUGACCAUCUUGUUGUCUUGCUGUAGCUUCAGUGUCGCAAGUUCAGCGAAUCAAGCGCAGUGCAAGGCAUUGGUCACGUUCAAACAUGAGAUGGUCGUGAAAUACCCUGGUCGUUACCCAGAUCCAACACAAAAUGAUUUCCGAGACGAAUUCAGAAACGCUGGACUGUGUCAAGUGACAUGCAAACACUUUUCCAAGGAAGUGUUCUCAACGCACUUUACCACUGAUUGCACAAUCAAGGGGAAGAUUCACGCUGCAGUCAGCAUACAACCAUUCGGGGUGGAAAUCAAUGAAACAACCUGCAAAUGCAUCAUGACAGCUGUGAUCCCAAAGCUGCCAAUUGGCUCUCCAGCAGGAACUUCUUGUGACGUCGAGAGUAUCGAGGCCAAGAUCCACGGUAUGUGGAAACAAGACGAAACAAAUAUGAACCAUCAAUUGAGGCUCAAGAAUGGCAUGACUUUCGACUACAACCUGCGUUAUGGAACUUUGAGACGCAUCCAGGUUGGCCGAGGCUACGUCACGGACAAAGGUUCUAUCAAGUGCUAAGUGCCAUCUGACGAUGCUUGCCAAGGUACACGAGAACACACCUGUUCAGCCCAUAUCUCGCCUUGUCAGCCUCGUUCCUCCCUGGAUUUGCAUAUUUGGCAUUUACUAGCCUCACUCUGUUCAACGACAGCUUCUUCAAUAAGGCACCCAAGCUCCAACGUUUCCUUUUCUGCUGCUGUUUUCAAUGCCUGAUAACGCCUUCCAUAGACAACUUGAAGCUUUCUACAUAACAGUGUUGCAAAAUAUUGCUCUUAAACUAUAGCUUCGGCCUGGCCGAAGAGACUUGC
Messenger RNA from Protomyces lactucae-debilis, 914 nucleotides. RefSeq lists its product as uncharacterized. The coding region runs from base 43 to 627 and encodes 194 amino acids. The transcript has a single exon. NCBI's taxonomy places the organism in Eukaryota, Fungi, Ascomycota, Taphrinomycetes, Taphrinales, Protomycetaceae. The record is from RefSeq and is a predicted model, not a curated record.